ACUGCAAAAGUUACUAUUGUGAUCAGUUUUCGCGAAGAAGUUGAGCUGAAAAGGGCUCUGGCUAGAAAAUUAUGUACCAGCCACCUCUGCCGCCGCCGCAAAAUGUUCCCACACAACCCCCACCUCCUCCGCCACCAGCUGAAGCCAUAGAAUUGCCCCCAACAGGCCAACCGGUUAACAUUGAAGCACCUCCGCCGGCUAACUUCGAUUAUGCACAGCAGCCAUGGAGUAUGAACGAUGCUUACAAUUCUCAAGGUUCAUCUAUGAAUUAUGGCAAAUAUGACGCCACAGCUUAUGCGCCAUAUGCUGCAGCACCACCGCCGCCACCGACAUAUGCAGCCAACGCAGCUCCUUAUUACUAUGGGAAUUAUGGCUAUCCUGAGAGCUAUGCAGCACCGCCAUCCAAUUACGGAGCUAAGCCGUCUAGCUCUGGUUAUGACUCCAGGUCAGAUUACAGACAGGGCAAUUACUCCUACAAUUAUCGUCCGCCCAGUCACAACUAUUACUCUAAUAAUUAUCCGAAAAACUAUGGCGGCUAUAACUAUAACAAUCGCUAUGAACAGAGGUAUUAUAAUCCACGGCAGUCGUAUCAUGCCAACCAAAGAAUUCCCAAGAGCAUGCCCAACGAGGCGGCAACCACGCCCAAGAUGGAAACGGAACGGGACCGUCUCUUACGUCAGUGGUGUUCAAACUACUGUGAGAAGCCCGAGGAUUAUAUAAAGAAAAUGAAUGCCUUGAUCGAAGCAGAGGCGCCUGCCGAAUCCUGGGUGCGCUCGUCGCCCGCCGAACUCUACUACGAGCGCACAAAGACCGAGCACGAGGUGAGGGCGAAGCCACGCCUUCACAAACGCUGUGAGCUAUUCCAGCAGCAGCUCAUCGAACGCGCUGAGAGGGUAAGGAAGACGUUGCCCGUUUAUGUGCCGCCUGCGCGAAAGACGCGAAGACGUGCUUGCAACCACAAGCAUAAAUCGGAGGCGUGUUCCUCCAGCUCCGAUUCGGACUCGGAUGAGGAUGCCUUCAAGAUCGAGCAAGAUUGCUGCAUGGAAGAGCUGUCGCGCAAGAUGGAGCACCCUCAGCGGCUGCACUCCGAUCUGUGGCAUAACGAUGCAGGCGAAAUGAACGAUGGUCCGCUCUGUCGCUGCUCGGCGAAAUCUAGACGCAUCGGCAUACGACACGGCAUCUAUCCGGGCGAGAAGGGCUACCCACUUUGCGAUAAGGACACAAACAAUGCGAGCAAACUUUUUCAUUAUCGCAUCACCAUUUCGCCGCCCACGAACUUCCUGACCAAAACGCCGACAAUCAUCAAACACGAUGAGCAUGAAUUCCUCUUCGAGGGCUUCUCUCUGCUCUCCCAUGUCCGGCUAACGGAUUUGCCGGUCUGCAAGGUGAUUCGCUUUAAUAUUGAGUAUACAAUUGAAUACGACGAGGAGAAGAUGCCAGAGAACUUUACCAUUCGCGAAUUGGAUUUGUUCUUUAAAUAUCUGUUCCAUGAGUUAUUGGAGCUUGUUGACUUUAAUCUCAUGCCGAAUGUCGAGCAAUCCUGUCCAGCUUUUCACUUCCUGCCGCGCUUUGUGCGCGAGCUGCCGGACAACGGCAAAGAAGUGCUGGCCAUGUGCGAGGUACUGAAGUAUCUGCUGGACAACUCAGCAGAGCUGGUGGAACCGCAGCAGCUGCAGCACCUGAACGACAUAAGCCAACAUGAAUGGCAAAAGUAUGUCGAUUACAUCAAGGGCAUGCUGGUCACAAAGCCUGGCUAUAAGCCCUGCUCGCUGCGUGUCGAUCAGUUGGACCGAAAUAAUUCCGAUCUACCCGAGUGCUUGGACCGAGAGAAGGGCAUCUCCCAUCCAGCGAUUGUGCACUUUGGCAUACGCCCGCCUCAGCUGAGCUAUGCUGGCAACCCGGAGUAUCAGAAAGCUUGGCGGGAAUACGUCAAAUUUCGUCAUCUAAUGGCGAAUAUGUCGAAGCCAUCAUUCAAGGACAAACGCAAGCUGGAGGACAAGGAGCAGCGGCUGCAGGAGAUGCGCACGCAGGGUCGAAUGAAGCGAAAUAUAACUGUGGCCAUCAGCUCGGAGGGCUUCUAUCGCACAGGAAUUAUGUGUGACAUAGUGCAGCAUGCCAUGCUUAUACCUGUACUAACUGGACACCUUCGCUUCCAUAAGUCCUUGGAUCUGCUGGAAGAGAGCAUUGCCUACAAGUUCAAGAACCGCUACUUACUCCAAUUGGCUCUGACGCAUCCUUCCUAUAAAGAGAACUAUGGCACCAAUCCGGAUCACGCGCGGAACUCGCUCACAAAUUGUGGCAUUCGACAGCCAGAAUAUGGAGACCGUAAGAUUCAUUAUAUGAACACGAGGAAGCGCGGCAUCAAUACUCUCGUUAGCAUUAUGUCGCGCUUUGGCAAGGAUCACGAGACGGUGUCCAACAUCACGCACAACGAACGUCUUGAGUUUCUGGGCGAUGCUGUGGUCGAAUUUUUGAGCUCGAUUCAUUUGUUCUUCAUGUUUCCGGAGCUGGAGGAAGGUGGUUUGGCCACGUAUCGUGCUGCCAUUGUGCAGAAUCAGCAUUUGGCGUUGCUAGCCAAGAAAUUGCAGUUGGAAGAGUUCAUGCUGUAUGCCCACGGCUCAGAUCUGUGUCACGAGCUGGAGCUGCGACACGCCAUGGCCAAUUGCUUUGAGGCUUUGAUGGGCGCCCUACUCUUGGAUGGCGGUAUCAAGGUGGCCGAUGAAGUGUUCACCGAUGCUCUCUUUAGGCAGGAUGACAAGUUGCUGGCCAUAUGGAAGAAUUUGCCGGAGCAUCCGUUGCAGGAGCAGGAGCCACUCGGCGAUCGCAGCUGCAUCGAUGCCUACCGCGUGCUCAAGGACUUGACCAGAUUUGAGGAUUCGAUUGGCAUCAAGUUUAAGCACAUCCGCUUGCUGGCACGCGCCUUUACGGAUCGCUCGAUUGGCUUUACGCACUUGACGCUUGGCUCGAAUCAAAGGCUGGAAUUCCUGGGGGAUACUGUGCUGCAGCUGAUCUGCUCGGAGUAUUUAUAUCGACAUUUUCCGGAGCAUCAUGAGGGACAUUUGUCUCUGCUGCGCUCCUCGCUAGUCAACAAUCGCACCCAGGCUGUGGUCUGUGACGAUCUGGGCAUGCCCAAGUUCGCUGUCUAUGCCAAUCCGAAGGCUGACCUAAAGACCAAAGAUCGGGCGGAUCUGCUGGAGGCUUUUCUAGGCGCCCUCUAUGUGGAUAAGGGUCUGCUAUACUGCGAGCAAUUCUGUCAUGUCUGUCUCUUUCCCCGACUGCAGCUGUUCAUCAUGAACCAGGACUGGAACGAUCCCAAGUCGAAGCUGCAACAGUGUUGCCUAACCUUACGUACCAUGGAUGGCGGCGAGCCGGACAUCCCCUACUAUAAGGUGGUCGAGGCGAGCGGACCCACAAACACGCGCGUCUAUAAGGUGGCCGUCUAUUUUCGGUCGAAGCGCUUGGCCACCGCCAGUGGCUCGUCCAUACAGCAGGCGGAGAUGAAUGCGGCGAAGCAAGCGCUGGAGAACUCCCGAGAUCUGUUCCCCCAACUCGAUCAUCAGAAGCGCGUCAUUGCCAAGAGCAUUAAGAAGCAAACAGGCAGCGAAAUGGACAACGAUGUGGACAAGGCAAACGAUGAUAAGGUGAAGAAGCCCAAGUAUGCAGCGCCACUGGAGGAUGAAUCGCAUUUGCCGAAGCAGUAUCGCAUGCAUGAGAAUAUAUCCAGUGAUGAGUUGCCAGAGGAUGACGAUGAAGAUGAUCAAGGAAGAUCCACUUCGCCUGUUCAUCUGCCAAAGCAUCGAAAAGGCAGCAGGAGCAGAAGCAGGAGCCGCAGCAGCUCCAGUAGUAGUAGCAGCAGCAGCAGCAGAAGUGAUACAGAUAGUGACUCGUGUACUACGCCAAAGCGUCGAGCGCGUCAAGAGGAUGGCUCUGUUUCGCCAGUCUCUUCUUCCUCAUCAUUAUAAUAUAAAUUAGAUUUAAUAAUCUUUAAGAUGACAAAGUAACAUAAGCAAAAGAUAAACCCCAUAUGCCUA
Molecule: messenger RNA, 4031 nt
Organism: Drosophila arizonae
Lineage: Eukaryota; Metazoa; Arthropoda; Insecta; Diptera; Drosophilidae
Gene: drosha
Product: ribonuclease 3 drosha
Biological process (GO): primary miRNA processing; rRNA processing; pre-miRNA processing
Cellular component (GO): nucleus; microprocessor complex
Molecular function (GO): ribonuclease III activity; RNA binding
Source: RefSeq, a predicted model, not a curated record